Molecule: messenger RNA, 3407 nt
Organism: Oppia nitens
Lineage: Eukaryota; Metazoa; Arthropoda; Arachnida; Sarcoptiformes; Oppiidae
Exons: 3
Coding region: 123-3407 (1094 amino acids)
Source: RefSeq, a predicted model, not a curated record
UACAUACAUACACUACACACACACACACACACUGUGUGUGUAUAUCAUAGGCUCUCUCUCUCUAUAUAUAUAUAUAUCAUAACUAUCUAUACUAUUGUCAACCAAUCUAUUUGGUGCACACAAUGAGCCGUAUAGUGGAGACCAACUCGUCGGGUGUGGUGACCAUAGUUAUCGAUGACGACAACGAAGUGGACGAAGAGGACGACGACGAUGAGGAGGAAGACAUAGUAGUCUUCGACGAUAGCCAUCGAUGGACUGGUAGUGGUAGUGGUCGUAGACGUAGGGACUCCUUGUCGUCGACGACGGACAACAACGGGUCAGCCGUCUAUAGAGCCGCUGCUGCUGUCGGCGGCGGCGGCGGUCAACGUCGCCAAUCGGCAACCAAUACGACGACUUCGGUGACCACUACCAACACAACCGCACGCAACAGCAGCCGACAACAUAUUGGCGUACACCGGCCAGUGGCCACACCGCCCGGUUCGCCGAAGUUUAUCAAUGCGGAAAACUCGCAGAAUAUUCUUAUUAAAGAAAAUAAUGUUAACGUAGUGGUGGUCGGAGGCGGCGGCGGCAGUACUGGUGGUGGUUCGGGUUUGACCCCGAGUUUAUUAUCAUCGGCGGCGGUGUCGUCCUCUACAGCGGCGCCACCGAAGCCAAAGUGUUUCAGUCCGUGUUGUGUGUCGUCCAGUAUCUCAUCGGACGCUAACCCGCAGCGACCGCAACAACAACAACAACAACACCACAACAUUAUUACCAAACAGUCCACACAUUAUGUGGUACUGAAUAAGCCGUCGUCGAAACCUACGGCCACCACCACUAUUACUAUUGGCGGCGGCGGUAGCGGUAAUAGUAGUAGUAGUGGAGGACAAUCGAUAUCUAUGCCGCCGUUUUGUUUGUCACAGACAACAACUACGGCUACACCAAAGUCUUCGUCUUUAUACUCAUCGUCACAAUCAUCGCAAUCAUUGUCGUCGUCGCCAACAAAACUGCGACUCUGGCAGCCGUUGGCCACCACCACCACUCAUCAUACGGGUCACAGCGGGUUGUCAUCACCGGCGGUCACCUCUCGAUUGAUGUCGUCGUCGUCAUCAACAACAACAACGACAAUCGUAGUGUCCACUCGACCCCGCAAUACUAAUAAUAGUAGUAUCAGUCACACAACGCCUUCAUCAUCAUCCACUAGUGGUUUGGCCACAACUUCAUCGGCAGCUGCGCAGCCGUCAUCUAUGUCGCUGAUGGUGUUACCCGACGACGAUGUCGAGUCCGACUGUAUGGACGAUCGGAUGUUUUUCAAAUAUCUGAAUCUGAUUCCCGAUCGGGAACGCCAGACGAAAACUACGCGCCAACUCUUCCAGCAGUGGCCACUGAGGAAAGUUAGCCGUAUUGGCAAACCCGAAACCGAUGAACAGGGUCGAAUAUUGUUGGCCAACUUUAAGUUAAUACGAGAGCCGCUAAAAACGGGUCCCGAUUUACGUCAGGCUCUCAGUGAACGUAAGAUCCGAUGGUAUCGGGAAGCGCAACAAUACAACGAACGUUUACAGAAAUUUAAGGCCAACUUACCGGCCGAUAUGGCACUCAGACAUCGGCUACAAUCGGAUUUGGAAAAACUACACAAACGUUUGAUGUCGGAUAAGUCCCGGCUGAGUGUCGAAGAGGACAAGUAUCGGCAACAACGAUCUCAGGAGGAUCUACAACGACAACAACGGGACGAAUUGGUACAGGAAAUGGAUUCAUACGGUGAAGCUUUCGAGUUGUCGUCACCGAUGGGUCAACGGGUAUGGGUAUCGAGUGAUAGACAGCCCCUGAACUAUAUACAGAUAUUCAAUUUGAAUCUACGGGUCGAACAACACUGCAAUCGUGUCCAGUCCAUACGGGAUGCAUUGGCCGCUGCAGCGGCGGCUGCCGGUGCCCUACAACAGGCAAACAAAUUGGGCAACACUAGGAUUACCCGAUCGAAUACCGGGUUUGCCGGCAUCGAUAAGAUGUGGGGUCCCCGAAGCGAAAGUCAUGAAUAUUCGUUCAAUCGGCGCCAACGAUUGGACAGAUAUCGGCGAUUGGAAACCGGACUCAAUUGGAAGUCCCGUUUGGUUAAGAAGCACUGUCGGGGCAUCGAUAUCGAAGUGUCCAAGAUAAUGCGGUGUCCGUGUUGUCUGGAAAUAGUUGAACCCGAAUGGGGUCACAGUUGCCGCGAUUCGGAUGAAGAGUCGAUUGUCGGCGACGACAACAUGUCCAGUGUUAACGAAGGUUCCGAGUUUGGUGGCCAACGAUCGGAAACGGCGACAACAAGUAAUUGUAACGAUGAUAAUGAGGACAACGUCGACGUCGCCGACGAUGACCAGGAGGACGACGACAUCAAAUCGAUUAACAGCGAACUGAUUGUUGAAGACCAUCGAUCGGUACCGCCGCCGCCGACGACUACCGUUUGUUUAGACUGUCAACGAGUCGACUGUUUGGGCCAAUGUUUGGUCAUUACCGCCGCCACCACCACCACCACUACUACCACAACGCCGUCUCCUCCGGCUAUUACCAAACAGAUAGCCAUAUCGGAGUCGACAACGACCACUACGACUAAAAAUAAUAGCAUCGGUUCCGAUAUAAAGUCAACAAAGUUGAAGACAAUAGUGUUGAACAACAGCAACAACAGCAACAACAACAACGAAACAGUUGUCACCACCACCGCCGCCGCCAUCAUCGGUGGUAGUGUUAAACAAAUGCAACACGAAAUAGUUGAAGACAAAAUUAUGGUACAGAAGGUACCGGUUCUGGCGGCGGCGGCGGCACUACCAUCACAAACAGUGCCCCGAUCGCCGCCCGUACUCUACGACAAAAGCAAUAGCAACAACAAUACAACGAUUGGUCGCCGCAAAAGUGAUAGACGAGCUGCGGCUACGGCUAUAUCGUCACCGUUGGCAGCAGCGGUAACCAUUAGCCCUGGUCGUAAUCUACGGUCAAACAACAACAACAACAACAUUACCGAUAAAGGCCUACUUACCGACAACCAUAAGCAACAGCGGGUCGCUGUCGUCGCCGCUUCUCAAGAGGACAUUGUGAUCAUUAAUGAGGUCCGCAACAGCAACAGCAGCAGCAACAGUGACAAGGAUUUGUUGCCACCGAUGCCACCACUAAUCAACAAACGACAACAACAACAGCAACAAAAAUCUGCGGUCGUCAUCACCGAACAGCCCGUACUUAUUACCCGAAUCGGCGGACUAGAGACUAGAGGUUCGGCGGCGGCCAUGAAAAGAAAGUUUGCUGUCGUCGCCGAUAAUAACAAUACUAGUAAUAAUAAUAAUAAUAAUCAUACGAAACGAUUGCGGUCACAGACGUUACGGCGCCGACAGUAUAAUAAUAAUAAUAAUAACAACAAUAAUAGCAUUGAAGACGAAAUUAUUGUCAAAAAAAUCAAAUAA